AUGGCAACCCCAAGCUCUCUUCUCCUGCCCAUCCCCGCACCUCUCACCUCAGAUGAAGAGUGCAGUGAAGAAGAUGACGAUUUGACUGAGCUCAAUGGUUCCUUUGGCUUACUCAAUAUGAACAACUGCAACAACAAUGAAGAGGAGAAAAAGAAAAAGAAAAAAAAGGACAAAAAAGAAAAGAAAGAAAAGAAGGAACGAGAGAAAAAAGAGCAAGAGGAAAGAGAAGCCAAAGAAAAGGAGCUAAAAGAAAAGGAGGAGAAGGAGAAGAAAGAGAAAGAAAAGGAGAAAGAAAUGCCAAAGGAACUCUUCGUGAUAAACCCAGCAGGAAAUCUCUAUUACAACUGGCUUUUCAUUAUCACACUUCCAGUCAUGUACAACUGGACCAUGAUCAUAGCAAGGGCCUGCUUUGAGGAGUUACAACACAACUACAUCCUUUACUGGGUUCUACUGGACUACUCCUCAGACCUCAUCUACCUGGCUGACAUGUUCUUCAGGACCAGAACAGGUUAUCUUGAGCAAGGCCUUCUAGUGAAAAACGAGCAGCUGCUCAAAGAUCGCUACUUCUCCAGUUUCCAGUUCCGCCUGGACGUGAUCUCCAUGCUCCCAACUGACAUCUUGUAUCUGUACUACGGAAUAGACUACCCAGAAAUCCGCAUCAACAAACUGCUACGAAUAGGCCGCAUGAUGGAGUUCUUCACCAAGACUGAAACAAAAACCAACUAUCCAAACAUCUUUCGCAUUGCUAACCUCAUCAUGUACAUACUUAUUAUUAUCCACUGGAACGCCUGCCUCUACUUCUCCUUCUCCAAGUCCAUAGGGUUUGGGGCGGAUGACUGGGUGUAUCCUGCUUUGGACAAUCCUGAAGAGCCAGAGUUUGGUCAGCCAAUGAGGAAGUAUGCAUUUAGUUUAUACUGGUCCACACUGACUCUUACAACCAUUGGUGAAACUCCACCGCCAGCCCUGGACUCUGAGUUCCUCUUUCACGUGGUGGACUUCCUGGUUGGUGUCCUCAUCUUUGCCACGAUAGUAGGAAACAUUGCCACGAUGAUCUCCAAUAUGAAUGCAGCCCAAGCCCAGUUUCAGUCCAGGAUAGACAACAUCAAGCACUACAUGCAGGUACGAAAGGUGAGCAAAGAACUGGAGGAGCGUGUCAUAAAAUGGUUCGACUAUUUGUGGAACAACGGUAAAGCCCAGGACGAGCGAGAAGUCCUGAGGUACCUCCCUGACAAACUGAGAGCCGAGAUCGCCAUCCAGGUUCACAUGGACACUCUGAAGAAAGUUCGCAUAUUUGCAGACUGUGAGGCAGGUCUACUCAUUGAACUUGUACUAAAACUGCGCCCCCAGGUGUUCAGCCCGGGCGACUACAUCUGCAAGAAGGGCGACAUCGGACGUGAGAUGUACAUCAUAAAAGACGGGAAACUGGCUGUAGUCGCUGAUGAUGGUGUGACUCAGUUUGUUGUAUUGGGCAGUGGUAGCUACUUUGGUGAAAUCAGUAUCCUCAAUAUUAAAGGAAGCAAAGCAGGAAAUAGAAGAACAGCUAAUAUUCGGAGUAUUGGGUAUUCCGAUCUUUUUUGCUUAUCCAAAGAUGACCUGAUGGAGUCCUUGACAGAGUAUCCGGACGCCAAGGCUAUGCUGGAGGAAAAGGGGCGGCAGAUUCUCUUGAAAGACGGUCUCAUUGAUUUGGACCCUGCAAAUAUCAAGCCAGAAGUUAAAGAGCUUGAGGAGAAAGUUAAUAAGCUGUACGGUACAAUGGAGCUGAUGCAGAUCAAGAUCAAAAAGAUACUGGUGAAUUACGAGUCCACUGAGACAGCUCUUAAACAUCGGCUCUCAGACUUGGAGAGAAUGACAGGAGAGCCAGUGGAGGAUGACGAGGAGGAAGAAGAGGGUAAAACGGUUGAGGAGAUGAAGGUAGAGGAGGCAAAGGAUGCAAAGGAGACAGGGAAGGAGGCCAAACAGGAAGAUGAAAAGUAA
Molecule: messenger RNA, 1974 nt
Organism: Boleophthalmus pectinirostris (great blue-spotted mudskipper)
Lineage: Eukaryota; Metazoa; Chordata; Actinopteri; Gobiiformes; Gobiidae
Gene: cnga1a
Product: cyclic nucleotide gated channel subunit alpha 1a
Exons: 8
Coding region: 1-1974 (657 amino acids)
Biological process (GO): potassium ion transport; monoatomic cation transmembrane transport
Cellular component (GO): plasma membrane; intracellular cyclic nucleotide activated cation channel complex
Molecular function (GO): intracellularly cAMP-activated cation channel activity; protein-containing complex binding; intracellularly cGMP-activated cation channel activity
Source: RefSeq, a predicted model, not a curated record